Messenger RNA from Papaver somniferum (opium poppy), 1751 nucleotides. RefSeq lists its product as uncharacterized. Gene Ontology annotation, biological process: DNA integration. The transcript is spliced from 2 exons. NCBI's taxonomy places the organism in Eukaryota, Viridiplantae, Streptophyta, Magnoliopsida, Ranunculales, Papaveraceae. The record is from RefSeq and is a predicted model, not a curated record. Bases 300 to 1724 code for a protein of 474 amino acids. Gene Ontology annotation, molecular function: nucleic acid binding.
UUGAAACUGACUGGAAAACGCUCUCAACUGCUUGGUGUGUUGGCAGUUCAUGAAGACGGUUGUAGCCCCAUUUUUCGCUCCACUUCCCGGUGAUGGGCAGGGACUUUGGAGAUAAUAUAUAAAGAGGGGAGUCCCUCUUCUUCUCAAUAACUGCAACAUUUUUUAGUAUCCCAUUUACUGCAAACAUUGAGAGAGAAGAGAAGACUUUAUUCUCACACAUUGGCUGGUUCUUCAUUCUUCAAUUCGUGAUCAUAAGCUCUGUUAAGCUAUGUUUCUAAUUCUCUUAUUUACUUUGAAUCAUGGUUCUAGUUUUGGUUAUGGAUGGAACUAUCAUCCAACGACAUCUGACUGGAAUUGAACCACUUAGUGGUUCAAAUUUCAAGAAAUGGAAGUCGCAACUGGAUAUUGUCUUGGGAUGUAUGGAAUAUGACAUUGCUCUUACUGAAGAGAUACCUGCGAUUCCUGAAACAAAUGAACCUGAACCAGUUAGGAUAAAGUAUAACAAAUGGGUUAGGGCAAAUAGGAUGGCACUGAUGAUCAUUAAGUCUUCAAUAAGUGAUGUUAUUCGUGGUGGCAUUCCAACUAAGGAUACUGCAAAAGAAUUAAUGAAGGAAAUCUCAAAUCAGUUUACUGGGUCCUCUAAGGCACUUCAAUUUACCUAUUUAACUCAGCUCAUUUCUCUCAAGUAUGAUGGUCAUGGAAAUGUUCGUGAACAUAUUCUCAAGCUGUCUAAUCUUAUCAUUUCUCUUAAGGAGUUAGAAAUGGACUUAGGUAAUGAUUUUCUUGUGCAUUUGGUUGUUGCUUCUCUUCCUCGUUCUUUUGAGACCUUCAAAGUGAACUACAAUGCUCAAGAACGUAAGUGGACUGUGAGUGAAUUAAUUGCUUAUUGUGUAAUGGAGGAAGAACGACAAAAGCAAGGAAAGGUUGAAUCUGCGAAGCUGACUUUUCAUGGAGCUAAUAAGAAAAGUUUUAAGAAGAAAGGUUUCAAGAAAGACUUCAAUAAGAAAAAUGGGUCUGAUCAUGCAGUCACUGAUAAGAAGAAAGAAAGGGAUAAAAGUAUUCGUUCUGACCAUGGAGGAGAAUACUAUGGUAGGGCAAAUCAAGAUGGAGUUAAUUUUGGGAAAUUUCUUAAAUAUCUUCAAGAACAUGGUAUACUUCCACAAUAUACAACUCCUGGUACUCCUGAGCAGAAUGGCGUGGCUGAAAGACGCAACAGAACUUAUCAAAAUAUGGUCCGUAGCAUGAGCUGUUACUCUGAUUUAUGGGAUGAAGCCUUGAAGACCGCAGUUUAUCUACUGAAUCGGGUUCCCAGUAAAGCUGUACCGAAAACCCCUUUCGAACUCUGGACAGGAAGGAAACCAAGUUUACAUCAUCUGCAUGUAUGGGGUUGUCCCGCAGAGGCAAGACUCUAUGAUCCUGACAUUAAAAAGUUGGAUCCUAGAACUGUAACAUGUCGUUUCAUAGGAUACCCGGAGAGAUCUAAGGGUUUUCGUUUCUACUGUCCGGCGAGAUCUAUGCAAAUUGUAGAAACAAAUAAUGCUAAGUUUUUGGAGUUCGGUGAUGGUCAUUUAGAUCAUCGAGAAAUGGUGUUUGAAGAGGUUAUAGAUGAUAUACCAUUUAUAAUUCCUAGUGUAUCAACUGAUUUUCCAUCGACAGAAGUCUUUUCACCUGUAACUUCUAUAAUUGAUGAAUCCAUCCAUUCACAAACUGUUGAAGCUGUUUAACCUGUAGUUCCUCAUUCUGUUGAGACU